Messenger RNA from Papaver somniferum (opium poppy), 524 nucleotides. RefSeq lists its product as uncharacterized. The transcript is spliced from 2 exons. The record is from RefSeq and is a predicted model, not a curated record. Bases 146 to 463 code for a protein of 105 amino acids. NCBI's taxonomy places the organism in Eukaryota, Viridiplantae, Streptophyta, Magnoliopsida, Ranunculales, Papaveraceae.
CAUAAACUCACAAGUUGACAAGACCCAUACCCUGGCAUCAUUAUUGUGCAGCAAGGUGUAUAAAAAGGGUAUCCAUUUAGCUCCUACUUCUUCACAUUCUUUUCUCAAUUUGCAGAGUGAGUGAGUGAGAUUGAAAGAUAUCAUCAUGGUGGGUUCUUUUGUUAGAGGAGCUCAAUCCAUCAACUGCAAGAUCCUCAAGGCAGUCCAAAGGAAAGGCUACCACAAAGAGAGUUCUCCUCAUGGAAGUAGGAGCUCUUACCAUCUCCAUGGGGACGGUGAAGAUGCAUCGACGACUCGGUGGGUUCCAGACAGUCGCACUGGGAUUUAUUACCCCCAGGGUCAUGAGAAGGUGAUAGAAGACAUACCAGUUGGUGCAGCAAAAAAAGUUGAAAAAGCUCAAUGGUUGUCAUACACAGCAAAUGCUCAGCUUUCAAACCGCAAAUGCUCAAUUGAUGAUGCUUAAAUGAUGUAGCCUUGCUCGUAAAUUCAUACUAUUGUUAUUGAUUUAGGAUGCAAGAAAAUGC